This is a messenger RNA of Striga asiatica, 953 nucleotides long. NCBI's taxonomy places the organism in Eukaryota, Viridiplantae, Streptophyta, Magnoliopsida, Lamiales, Orobanchaceae. The record is from the annotation of a GenBank genome assembly.
AUUUUUCACACGCGCUACGUUGUUCAUCUUCAUCAUCAUACCUUUACAUCCAAAAUCACAGAUAAGACGAAAUUGCGGGAAAUUAAAAUCGAAACCCUAGAGAAAGUGAAAAGAACAGGAAGAAGAUGGUGUUCUACUUCAAGGCUAGGCCAGAGGCUGGAGACUACACCAUUUUCAUGGGCAUAGACAAGUAUGAGAACGAGGAGCUCAUCCAGUUCGGCUUACCGGAAGAUAUUUGGUUUCACGUGGAUAAAAUGUCUUCUGCCCAUGUUUAUCUAAGACUGCACAAGGGUCAAACCAUUGAUGAUAUACCUGAAGGAAACAAAGUGAACAAUGUGGAUGUCGUUUACACUCCCUGGCAAAAUCUGAAGAAAACUCCAUCUAUGGAUGUUGGGCAAGUUGGUUUUCACAGCUCAAAAACAGUUCGGACAGUGAGAGUCGAAAAGCGGAUAAAUGAGAUAGUUAAUCGGCUAAACAAGACAAAGGUCGAGAGACAUCCAGAUUUCAAAGCUGAAAGGGAGGCAGUUAAUGCGGCUGAGAAGGCCGAAAGGAAGCAGCAGACGAGGGACAAAAAACGUCGUGAAGAGUUGGAGAGGCUCGAAAAAGACAAACAAGCCGAGUUAAGGAGCUACAAAAAUCUAAUGGUGGCAGAUAAGAUGACCUCUAACAAGGAUAUAGCCUCUACCAACAAAUCUCUACAGGAACUGGAAGAAGACUUCAUGUGAAAACCCAAAAAAAAAAUCACCAAUUUGUGAAGAAAAUGAUAGUCAUGAGUCCAGUCUGUCCAGAAUGUGAUUUCUGAUGUGUGAUUGCUGUUACCUAUUUGAUGAGAUUUGACAUUACAAUGUCUUGUUAGCUUUCUUAAUACAGCAAAUAUCAUUUACAUCACUAAGAAGCUCAUUUAUACUCGGUUCAUAUGCCCAUUGUGAAACUGAAUGAAAACUCAAAUACGC